Suncus etruscus (white-toothed pygmy shrew) is the source of this 2996-nucleotide messenger RNA. It is a transcript of the gene MALT1, whose product is annotated as MALT1 paracaspase. Bases 1 to 2469 code for a protein of 822 amino acids. The transcript has 17 exons. Lineage: Eukaryota; Metazoa; Chordata; Mammalia; Eulipotyphla; Soricidae. The record is from RefSeq and is a predicted model, not a curated record. Gene Ontology annotation, biological process: proteolysis. Gene Ontology annotation, molecular function: cysteine-type endopeptidase activity.
AUGCGGUCGUCGGGGGCCGCGGCCGUGGCGGCGGGCUCGCUGCCGUGGGGGGAGUCGCUGCAGGCCCCGCCGCCCCCCGCCGCCACCCCGCAGCCGCCCGCCACCCUCGCCCGCCUCCCCGAGCCGCUGCUGCGCCGCCUCGCGCAGGGCCUGGACCGAGCGCCCGAGGGCCGCGGCUGGCGGCGGCUGGCCGAGCUGGCGGCGACGCGGGGGCGCCUGCGACUCAGUGUUCUUGACUUGGAGCAGUGUUCUCUUAAGGUCCUGGAGCCAGAGGGCAGCCCAAGCCUAUGCCUGUUGAAGCUCAUGGGUGAGAAGGGGUGCACUGUGGCAGAACUGGGUGAAUUCCUGCACACCAUGGACCACACGGAAGUUCUUCAGCUUCUCACCCGCCCAGGACUAAAGAUUACUGUGAACCCAGAAUCAAAAGCAGUCUUGGCUGGACAGUUUGUGAAAUUAUGUUGCCGGGCAACUGGACAUCCUUUUGUGCAAUAUCAGUGGUUCAAAAUGAAUAAAGAGAUUCCCAAUGGAAAUGCAUCCGAACUUAUUUUUACUGCGGUGAAUGUAAAAGAUGCCGGCUAUUAUGUCUGCAGAGUUAAUAAUCAUUUUACCUUCGAAUUCAGCCAGUGGUCACAGCUGGAUGUCUAUGAGGCCACAGAAGUAACAGGAAACUUCGAAAGAAGUUGGGAUGGCGUCUCUGAUUCCAGGUUGCAAAUCUGUGUGGAACCAGAGUCCCAAAAGCUGGUGCCUGGCAGCCCCUUGCUGCUACAGUGUGUGGCUGUUGGGAGCCCCAUUCCUCACUACCAGUGGUUCAAAAAUGAGUUGCCAUUAACCCACGAGACCAAGAAGCUGUUCAUGGUGCCAUAUGCGGAUGUGGAGCAUCAGGGAACAUACUGGUGUCAUGUGUAUAAUGAUAGAGAGAGUCAAGAUAGCCGGAAGGUGGAAAUCACCAUAGGAAGAACAAACGAGGCAGUGGAGUGCACGGAAGAUGAAUUACAUAAUCUUGGGCAUCCUGAUAAUAAAGAACAAACAACUGAUCAGCCUUUGGCAAAGGACAAGGUUGCUCUUCUGAUAGGAAAUAUGAACUACCGGGAGCAUCCGAAGCUCAAAGCUCCUUUGGUAGAUGUGUAUGAACUGACCAACUUGUUAAGACAACUGGAUUUCAAAGUGGUAUCCCUCUUGGACUUAACUGAAAACGAGAUGUGCAAUGCUGUAAAUGAAUUUUUACUGCUUUUGGACAAAGGAGUCUAUGGAUUAUUAUAUUAUGCAGGACAUGGAUAUGAAAAUUUUGGCAACAGUUUUAUGGUCCCUAUUGAUGCUCCAAAUCCAUAUAGGUCUGAAAACUGUCUGUGUGUGCAAAAAAUACUGAAAUUUAUGCAAGAAAAGGAAACGGGACUCAACGUAUUCUUACUGGACAUGUGCAGGAAAAGAAAUGACUAUGAUGACACCAUUCCCAUCUUGGAUGCUCUCAAAGUCACUGCCAACAUUGUGUUUGGAUAUGCCACGUGUCAGGGAGCAGAGGCUUUUGAGAUUCAGCAUUCUGGACUGGCAAAUGGAAUCUUCAUGAAAUUUUUGAAAGACAGAUUGUUAGAAGACAAAAAGAUCACUGUGCUGCUGGAUGAAGUUGCAGAAGACAUGGGUAAGUGUCACCUGACCAAGGGCAAGCAGGCGCUGGAGAUCCGGAGCAGCCUGUCUGAGAAGCGAGCGCUCACCGACCCCAUCCAGGGCAGCGCCAGUUCUGCCGAGUCUCUGGUGCGGAACCUGCAGUGGGCCAAGGCGCAUGAACUUCCAGAAAGCAUGUGCAUGCAGUUCCAGUGUGGGGUACAGAUCCAGUUAGGAUUCGCCGCAGAGUUUUCCAAUGUCAUGAUCAUCUAUACAAGCAUAGUCUACAAGCCCCCGGACAUAGUCGAGUGUGACGCCUAUGUCACUGAUUUCCCACACGUCCUAUAUAUUGAUCCAAAAGACACAAAUAAAGGGACUCCUGAAGAAACUGGCAGCUACUUGGUAUCCAAAGAUCUCCCCAAACAUUGCCUCUACACCAGACUCAGCUCGCUGCAAAAACUGAAGGAACAUCUCAUCUUCACUGUGUGUUUGUCGUAUCAGUACUCGGGGUUGGAAGACACCGUAGAAGAGAAGCAGGAAGUGAACGUGGGGAAGCCUCUCAUCGCCAAGCUAGACAUCCACAGGGAUCUCUCUUCCUUCCAAACCUGCUUUACAUGUGGCGACCCCAGCUCGGCCUCCACGGUGGCAGGACGUUACCCCUCAUCACAGGAUCUCUUCUGUGGAUCUUACCAGUCACCUCUGGACAGUCCCAGCCACACGGCACCAGCAGAUGACAGCCACUGUAGCCGGACUGCAGGCAACUUUGCAUCCCGUCACCAGAGCCACCACUAUUCAUGUCCAUUUGGUAGAAGCAACGUGCCCGUGGAGACAACAGAUGAAAUCCCCUUCAGCUUCUCAGAGCAGCUUUGAGCUCCAAGAAAUGGCCUCCUUGCUUCUGAAUCUUCCCCAGUUCAUGCACCAAGUUCUCAUUUGAAGGGAAGUCCUGCCCAGGCAGCUGUGUGGCUCUGUCCUCUGUUGGGAGCCUCAAGAAUUCAACCGUUGAACCUCAGUUUUGUCACUCUUCAUCUCUCUCUUUGGACUCUGUGAAUGGGUAUAUUUGUGCUGCAAAAAUGAAGUGUGUUUGUGCGUGUGUGUCUGUGUAUGAGUGAACGUACUGAGAUGUGAUGAUUAUUUCAUCCUGACCACACUGGAGUUAAGAACUCUGGGAAAGUGAUGCUGUAGAGUAAGUCAACGUAUUUUAAGGACCAGGAAAAGGAACUGGGUGGUCACAGUACUCAGCCAUUUCCUCACUGAGAAACAGAGAGACAAGUGUUGGCAUCCUGUCCAAGAGAGUCAGCUGUAGACUGAGACCCCCACAUUCUCCUUCAGCACUGGAUCCCCUGCACCCUGACAGGCUCUGUAACAGGCAUUACUUUUUGUAGACAUGGAAAUGUGAG